AUGAGAUUAAACAACGCCGCUCUUCUUCUCCUCAAAUCCUCCUCUCACCCUAGGGUUUUCUCUCUCAGUCUCCGCCGCCAUUUUCUCUCCCACUUCCGCUUCUCUUCCUCCUCCGCAGUCAUGCCUGGUUCCGAACCCUCAUCCGAGAUUCAAUGGCCUGCCAGGACCGUCAGGGAUACGUAUUUCGAUUUCUUCAAGGGGAAAGGUCACAAGUUCUGGCCAUCGAGCCCCGUCGUUCCCCACAAUGAUCCCACUCUUCUCUUCGCUAACGCCGGAAUGAAUCAAUACAAGCCAAUAUUUUUGGGAACGGCGGAUCCGAAUACGGAGCUUAGCAAGCUAACCCGGGCGUGUAACACUCAGAAGUGUAUUCGUGCUGGUGGCAAGCAUAAUGAUCUUGACGAUGUGGGAAAAGAUACUUACCAUCACACCUUCUUUGAGAUGCUGGGUAACUGGUCAUUUGGAGAUUAUUUCAAGAAGGAAGCUAUUGAGUGGGCUUGGGAACUCUUGACCAAGGUUUAUGGGCUACCAACUGAUCGAAUUUAUGCUACCUAUUUUGGCGGGGAUGAGAAAGCUGGCCUUCAACCUGAUAAUGAGGCUCGGGAUAUAUGGCUGAAGUUUCUUCCACCUGGACGUGUGCUACCUUUUGGUUGUAAAGACAACUUUUGGGAAAUGGGUGACACAGGUCCGUGUGGACCUUGUACUGAGAUACACUAUGAUCGUGUUGGUAACCGUGAUGCUGCAUCCUUAGUUAACAAUGACGACCCAACAUGUUUGGAAAUAUGGAAUCUUGUGUUUAUUCAGUUCAACAGAGAGACUGAUGGCUCACUAAAACCUCUCCCUGCUAAGCAUGUCGAUACUGGAAUGGGUUUCGAGCGGUUAACUUCUGUUCUUCAGAACAAAAUGAGCAACUACGAUACAGAUGUCUUCAUGCCUAUCUUUGAUGACAUUCAGAAGGCCACAGGAGCUAGGCCAUAUUCUGGAAAAGUUGGUGUGGAAGAUGUCGACAGAGUUGACAUGGCUUACAGAGUUGUUGCGGAUCAUAUUAGAACGCUGUCAUUUGCUAUCGCGGAUGGCUCCCGUCCUGGUAAUGAGGGCCGUGAGUAUGUUCUGCGGCGUAUUCUUCGCCGAGCAGUUCGAUAUGGAAAAGAGAUCCUAAAAGCUGAGGAAGGGUUUUUCAACGGACUAGUCAGUUCUGUUAUUCGAGUGAUGGGUGAUACCUUUACAGAGUUGAAGGAACAUGAGAAAAAGAUCACAGAGAUAAUAAAAGAAGAGGAAGACAGCUUUUGCAAGACCUUGGCGAAGGGAAUUGAGAAAUUUCAGAAAGCUGGCAAGGCAGUUCAAGGGAAUACACUGAGUGGAGAGGAUGCUUUUGUCUUAUGGGAUACUUAUGGUUUCCCAUUAGAUCUGACUCAGUUGAUGGCUGAAGAAAGAGGAUUGCUGGUUGAUGUUGAUGGUUUCAACAAAGCCAUGGAAGAAGCGAGGGAAAGAUCUAGAAGUGCCCAGAAUAAGCAAGCUGGUGGUUCCAUUGUUAUGGAUGCUGAUGCUACAUCAAAAUUGCACAAGGCUGGUGUGUUAGCAACAGAUGAUUCUUUUAAAUACACUUGGUUCCAGGAUCACGAGAGUGAAAUAAAGGCUAUCUACACUGGCUCUACUUUUUUGGAAAGUUCAGCUGCUGGUGAUAACGUUGGACUAGUAUUGACGUCUUCUAGUUUCUAUGCUGAGCAGGGUGGCCAGAUUUUCGACACCGGACUUAUUGAAGGCUCGUUUGGUACAUUCAACGUGUGUAAUGUCCAAAUAUUUGGCGGUUUUGUUCUUCAUAUUGGCUAUCUCUCUAAAGAAACUGGAGUGGUAUCUGUGGGGGAUAAAGUGACUUGCAAGGUUGACUAUGAGAGACGUAAGCUCAUCGCUCCUAACCAUACUUGCAAACCGGUUGACCCUGAAGAUUUAAGAAAGAUCGAAGCCAUAGUGAAUAAACAGAUCAAGGAUGAAUUGGAAGUAUUUUCCAAGGAAUCGGUGCUUUCUGAAGCCAAGCGAAUCAAAGGUCUAAGAGCAGUGUUUGGUGAAGUCUACCCUGAUCCUGUCAGAGUGGUGUCGAUUGGGAGACGAGUCGAAGACCUCUUGGCUGAUCCUGAAAACGAGGAAUGGUCAUCGCUUUCUUCUGAGUUUUGUGGAGGAACCCAUAUAACAAACACCCGUGAAGCCAAAGCGUUUGCUCUUCUAUCAGAGGAGGGAAUUGCUAAAGGUAUUCGUAGAGUAACUGCUGUGACUACCGAAUGUGCUUUUGAUGCAUUGAAUGUGGCGUCCUCACUUGAAAAACUAGUUGAGGAUGCAUCCAAAGAGGAGGGGAGUGUAUUGGAAAAGAAAGUUGCUGCUUUGAAAAGCCAGGUAGACGCAGCAAUUAUGCCAGCAGCCAAAAAGGCAGAUAUAAGGGCCAAGAUUGCUUUGCUUCAGAAUGAAGUGAGGAAAGCUCAAAAGAAAAUAGCAGAGCAAAACCUGAAGAAAUCUGUCAAAGUAGCAACAGAGGCGGCGGAGUCUGCAGCAUCAGAUGGGAAGACAUUCUGCAUUAUACAGCUUGAUGUAGGUCUCGAUGCAGCAGCCGUACGAGAGGCUGUCUCGAAAGUUAUGGAAAAGAAGGUAAGACUCCAUUUCCUUGAAGCAUCACUUCUAACGACCAACAAGGCGGUUGUGUGUGCAGGAGUUCCAGACAAAUCUGAUAAGUUCAAGCAAUUAGACGUCACUGAGUGGCUUACUACUGCAUUGGGUCCUCUUAAAGGGAGAUGCGGGAAAGGGAAAAGUGGUCUCGCAUCUGGACAGGGAACGGAUGCCUCUCAAGUGAACGCAGCUUUGGAUCUGGCUGCAUCAUUUGCAGCAAUGAAACUUAACUGA
This is a messenger RNA of Eruca vesicaria subsp. sativa (arugula), 2886 nucleotides long. NCBI's taxonomy places the organism in Eukaryota, Viridiplantae, Streptophyta, Magnoliopsida, Brassicales, Brassicaceae. The record is from the annotation of a GenBank genome assembly.